AUGAUGCCGAGGAACCGUCCUCAACAGACGGGAUACGCUCGAAUUGCCGAAGCGGCUGAGUCUGAUUCUGACGACGAAAUCGACAACAGUCGUACUUCCCUGCAAUCUGUUUCUGCUCCACAAUUUGCUUCCAUCAAUCCUGCUACUCAGGAAGGAAUAAUAACGGGUGUUAAUACUUCUCCCCAAACUUGCAACAAGAGCAGUUCUAGAAAACGAGUGAGAAGCAACUCAUCUGGUGUGGACAUCAAGGCAAUCAAUGCAAGGUUGGAAAAAUGGGCAGAUGAAAUAGCAUCCAAAUUCAAGAUUAACAAAGCUAAAGGUCAGAAUAAAGAUGAAAAAGAGCUAGAGAUACAUCAUUCGGUUUUCCAGCCACCUGAGGGAGUAAGACCGGUGACCUCUAGCUCUCCUAAUCCAGGGGACAGCGAGGAGCGAAUGACAAAGGAUGAGUUCGACGCAAUUGUCGAUAGCGUUAGGGUAGCUAUUGAGCAAGGCACCCACCCUAAAAUGAUCAGCCAAGGAAGUUCGGGGAGUUAUUUUGCGCGAAACAGCGACGGUGUCGUUGUCGGUGUCUUCAAGCCGAAAGACGAAGAACCUUACGCGGCUGGUAAUCCAAAAUGGAAUAAAUGGAUCCACCGAAAUCUUUUCCCAUGUUUCUUCGGCCGAGCCUGUCUCAUUCCAAACCUGAGCUACGUGUCGGAAGCAGCGGCCUACACUCUCGACUGUCGACUUCAAACCAACCUCGUUCCUUACACCGGUAUUGUCCAUAUCUCGUCAAAAUCGUUUCAUUACGACUUUUGGCAUAGGAGAAACUUUUACAGGCGCAAAAAGCCCUUCCCCCCAAAAGUCGGAAGCUUCCAGGUGUUCCUGAAAGGUUUUAAAGACGCAAAUAUCUUUCUCAGAGAGAAUCCUUGGCCAGACCACAACGGAGCAUAUAGAUCCGUGGAUACAAAUCAAAAAAGAGCCAAGCCUUGGAGUGAAAACGCUAAAACAUCAAGUAACGGUUUAGAGUCUGAAGAUCAGGAAACAGAGCCCUUUGCAAAUGAGAGCUCAAAUGGAAAUUUUGUUUGGACUGAAAAGACAAAAAACUCCUUUCGUGAGGAGCUUGAAAAGCUGGUAAUUCUGGACUAUAUCAUGCGAAAUACAGACCGAGGAUUAGACAAUUGGAUGAUUAAAGUAGAUCAAGACGACUCAAAAUCUUCACUCUCUCCUGGAUCCCCCAGUAUCAAGUCUAAAAAUAACAGGGAACAAAUUUCGAUACCUCCCAAAUCACAAAAGCCUACUCCAGUCGGAGAUAAAUUGACGAAAUCAAAUACAAUAAAAAGCCCAAAAGUAACUAUAGGAGCUAUAGAUAACAGUCUUUCAUGGCCAUGGAAACAUCCUGAUGCAUGGAGGAGCUUUCCUUUUGGAUGGUUAUUUCUACCAGUCUCUCUUAUCGGCCAACCUUUUUCCCAAAAAACUAGGGACCACUUUCUUCCCCUUCUAACAUCAAAACAAUGGUGGAGUGAGACGCAGCUAGAGCUCAGAAAAGUAUUUUGUCAAGAUGUAGAUUUCAAGGAACGAAUGUUUAGUCGACAGAUUGCAGUCAUGAAAGGACAGGCCUGGAAUGUGGUUGAGACGUUAAAGUUGGCGGAUCACGGGCCAUUAGAAUUGACUAGAAGAGCUAGGGUCUGUGUAUGGGAUGAUUUGGUUAACAUACCUAUUGCUAUACCCCUAAGAAUGCCCUCCGCAGAGAUGCGGCGACGUCAUGAUCAACAGCUUCAGGAAGAAAUGGACAUCAGUGCUGCAAAUUCAUCUCCUUCACAACCAGAUCUUCUAGGGUUAGCCAGUUCCCCGACCAGGUUACCAAAUUCAUCCCGAUUCAUGCACUCAGACCCUAACCCGGCUGAAGAAACUUUUGAUGUACAGUCAGCGCCAGCUAGUUCCCCGAACUUUUCCUCAGAACUCAUUUGGGAGCCCAAAAGUAAUCGUGUCAAGUUCUCUGAUCGCUCAGCCUUCAAGAAUUCAUGGACUCGAAUGAGCUAUGAUGGACCAUCAAGACCACAGAACAGUAAACACCAGCCAGAAAGAAGCCUUUCUUUCUCAUCCAAAACUGGAGAUACAAUACCUCCAUAUGACGGUGAUGAUUUGGAGGGUGAUCUAGGAUAUGCCGUAGCUGAGGGAAUGGACGGCAGCCAUCGCAAGGUUAUCGUCGAGCGUUUAGAGACCGUUAAGAGCAAGAAUCCAGUGUUCACGUGGUGCUGA
Messenger RNA from Blumeria graminis f. sp. triticale, 2241 nucleotides. The record is from the annotation of a GenBank genome assembly. Lineage: Eukaryota; Fungi; Ascomycota; Leotiomycetes; Helotiales; Erysiphaceae.